GGCCACAUCCUUUCCCAGCAGAGGCAGGACAAGUCCCUGCCUACACAUUGCAGGGUGGACAUUCCUCAGGCUCCCACUGGCUGCCAAUACAUGGAGCAGAGGGAAAUCUGCUCUGUGACUUUGUACACUGGAUAACGUUUUGUAACUGGGUCUCAGGAUAUCGGGAUGAAGGUCCUUAUCUUGAUUGCUACUAGGCUGCUGCUUCUGCCAGCCACUUUUUGCCAGAGUGGUAUGAAAAAUGUUUCAGAGAACUCUGCAAAGCCAACCUUAACUGUUAAGACCUUCAAUGGAGCUCCAUCAAAUACUUUUGAAGACUUCCCACUUUCUGACAUAGAGGGCUGGACAGGAGCCACCACAACUGUAAAAAUGAAAUGCCCUGAAGGAAGCAUUUCAACUCUCCAUGUGAAUAAUGCCACCAUGGGAUACCUGAGAAGUUCCUUAAGUACCAAACUGAUACCUGCCAUCUACAUCCUGGUGUUUGUGGUUGGUGUACCAGCAAACAUUGUGACCCUGUGGAAACUCUCCUCAAGGACCAAAUCCAUCUGUCUGGUCAUCUUUCACACCAACCUGGCCAUCGCAGAUCUCCUUUUCUGUGUUACACUGCCAUUUAAGAUUGCCUACCAUCUCAAUGGGAACAACUGGAUAUUUGGAGAGGUCAUGUGCCGGAUCACUACAGUUAUUUUCUACGGCAACAUGUACUGUUCCAUUCUGAUCCUCACCUGCAUGGGCAUUAACCGCUACCUGGCCACUGUCCAUCCCUUCACAUACCGGAAGCUGCCCAAACGCAGCUUCACUUUGCUCAUGUGUGGCCUGGUGUGGGUAAUGGUUUUUUUAUAUAUGUUGCCAUUUGCCAUUCUGAAUCAGGAGUAUCAUCUUGUCCAGCCAGAGAUCACCACCUGCCAUGACGUCCACAACACAUGCGAAUCUCCAUCUUCCUUCCAAUUCUACUACUUCAUCUCCUUAGCAUUCUUUGGAUUCCUCAUUCCAUUUGUGGUCAUUGUCUACUGUUAUACAACUCUCAUCCGUAAACUUAAUGCACAGGAUCGUAAAUGGCUGAGGUAUAUCAAGGCAGUUCUCCUCAUCCUUGUGAUUUUUACAAUUUGCUUUGCUCCUACCAACAUUAUACUCGUAAUUCACCAUGCAAACUACUACUACUACAACACUGAUAGCUUGUAUUUUAUGUAUCUCAUAGCUUUAUGCCUGGGUAGCCUGAAUAGUUGUCUAGACCCAUUCCUUUAUUUUGUCAUGUCAAAAAUUGUAGAUCAGCUUACUUCUUAGUCAACAAUGGCAAGAUCAUCUUAGAGAACAAAGAAAGAUAUUAGUGAAAAUAUACAUGCUUGGGCUGACUUGUGCAUGGCACCAACAGCUCAAUUUUUAAUUUUGUUUUGUUUUGAGACAGGGUCUCACUGUGUAGUCCUUGCUAGCCCAGAACUCUCUACACCAAGUUGGCCUGGAACUCACAGAGAUCUGCCUGCCUCUGCCUCUCGAUUGCUGGGAUUAAGGGCAUGUACCACCAGGCCUGACAAGAACUCCAUUUUUAGUUCCUGUGAAAUAGGGCUUCAAACAUUAAGCAUCAUGAAAUUAUUAGGAUUAAAAAAAAAAACUUUGUCAGUAUUUUUAAGAAUGUCUUAAUCUUAAGCAAAAUUAUCAUUAUUCUCCUUAUGACAACCGACACAUCUCUAUUUGCCUUCCCGAUUCUCUGAGCUUUAAAUGUCCCCUUUCCUCCUGUGAGUGCCACCGAGCCUCCAUUUCACAGAUCAGUUCAAUCUUCCCUGUGUCUCUUUCUGAAUAUGUCAUGCAAACACUUCCCUGGAAUGGUAAACCCCAGGGCAGCUUUCAUCACCAGCUCCCUAACACCACCUGUGAAGCCAGCCAUGCCUACUGUCAAGCACCAGGCUUGCUCACUUCACCAACCCCCAUCUUUUCUCACCCUGGCCUGUUGCAUCUUUGCUUUACUCUGUCCUGCUUUUCAAGUCUUUAAAGGAUUGCUCUUCCCUUGCUCUCAAAAUCAAAGUGUCUUUUUUCUCAUCUGGAUUUCUAAAAUACUUUCUUAUAAUUAUGGCACUUCUAUACAAACAACCCUGAUAAGAUAAUUUGCACAUGAAUAUUAGUUCCAUAGGCAAGUAGGUUUUCUAUGUAGUAAGAUCACUGUUCCUGCAGGUUUCACACCUGCAGAUUCAACCAACCACAGACCAAAAACAGUUGAAAAAAAAUGAGCCGAACAUGAACAGACUUUUUUCUUUUCAUUAUUCCCUAAACAAUACAGCAUCUUUUUAUAGCAUUUGUUCUGUAUUAUUUUUUUUUGUUUUUUUGUUUUUGUUUUGUUUUUUCGAGACAGGGUUUCUCUGUGGCUUUGGAGGCUGUCCUGGAACUAGUUCUUGUAGACCAGGCUGGUCUCGAACUCACAGAGAUCUGCCUGCCUCUGCCUCUGCCUUCUGAGUGCUGGGAUUAAAGGCUUGUACCUCCACCGCCCAGCUUGUUCUGUAUUAUUCUUAUACAGCAUCUACACUGUAUUAACUAUUGGUAAGUCAUCCAGAAGUGAUGUGAGGUAUAUGAGAGGCUAUAAAGAGGUUAUAGUCAAAUAUAGAACAUUCCUACAGGGAUUUGGAAUCUGUGGAGCUUAGUGUCUGUAGGGUCUUGGAAGCCACCCAGGAGGGAUGAUGGAGAAGGUGCUGUCUGUCUUCUCUUUUCUGAGGUUCUUGCGGUCAUUCUAGGGCUAUGCACUGAGGGUCAGUUGCAUUCUUUGGAUAACAUGUGGCUGAAUAAAAGAAUAAAACCCCAAAGCAUCUAAAGGGCAUGGAGGCCUAUUAUGUCCUUACUGACAAGCCAGUAAAUCCCAUAUGACAUAAGAUGACAUCAUUUCUGAUUAGACUUAUUUAAAAAAAUGUAAGUUAAAUGGCAAUAUCCUCAUAAGGUCAUUUAUCAAUUUAAAUAAUACUUCACUUCCAGCUACUUCCAUCCCCAUUAAUUUUAGUGAAAAAUGGUAUUGAAUUAUAAGUCUCCAGAUUAUUCCUGUAGAUAAGCUUCUCUUACCUGAGGGAGCCAAUAGGAGAUAUAUCAGUGGCUAAGGGAAGUGUGCCACUAGUGACUACAAAUGGAACUGAGGGAACUUCUGAGCAUUGUUGGGAUGAAAUUAUAAUUAUGUAUAUACAUGUACCUGACAAACCCUGUUAUAAUCAACCAAACAAUAAAAACAUCUUAAGUGUGCUUUGUUGAGUUA
This is a messenger RNA of Cricetulus griseus (Chinese hamster), 3220 nucleotides long. The record is from RefSeq and is a predicted model, not a curated record. NCBI's taxonomy places the organism in Eukaryota, Metazoa, Chordata, Mammalia, Rodentia, Cricetidae.